AUGGAUCUGAUUGCCUUCCAGACAUACCACCAUAAUAAACUCUUGCCUCCAUCUACUUCGACCAUGAUUCCUCGUCACGCUCACAAGCGGUCGCUGUCCUCAGAGUACCGAGGGCUCUCCCCCGACAAGACUGUCACCAAGGCCAAAUCCACCACCGAUCUUUCCGAAACAGUUUCCAGAAGUUGCUCCAACUCCCCAUUGGCCAGGUACGAGGAAGACAGUUUCAACACCUUGCAGGAUCCUCGGUUGGCUAUCAAAGCGGAGGUUUCACCGUCAACGUCAUCAACCCACCACCCCGAUCUAAGCAACGAGGUCGCAGCACUAAGUGUGAAACUGAUUCAGGCGAUUAACAACCAAACACAGUUGGAUGACAGUCUAGGUGCCACGCGCCAGGAGCUGGAACAGGCCCAGGGCAAGGUACAAGCUUUGGAAUUUCAGAAUGAAAAAUACCGACGCGACAUCGAUGAGCAAGUCUACAUCAAAAAGAGCGAUUCGGACCGUGAGAUCCUCCAAUUGCGAACUGCGCUAGCGGAGGAGAGGACGCAACGAGCGAUUGUCGAGAAAGGGAAGAAGACAAUCGAGCAAGAACUCGAGGCACUCACCGCAGAUCUUUUCCAGGAGGCGAACAGGAUGGUUGCUGCGGCCAAGAUCGAGAGGGAAGCGGUUGAAAAGAAGAAUGAGCAAUUGCGAUCCCAGAUUAAAGACACUGAGCUGCUCCUCGCAUCGCAUCAGGAUCAGCUAGCAGAACUCAAGUCGGUCAUGCAAGGAAUGCACAUAUCCAAGGAUGACGUUGACUAUCGCGCGGCGUCCACUGCACCUUCAUCUCCUUCAGGGCUCUCUAAAAUGCAAGGGGCCACGCAUGAACCUGCGCCGAACCAUGUUGCCGCACGCCCAUGUAACCCGGAGGAACAUAUUCCAGGCGCCUCGUGUAAUUUCCCAGAGAUUCUUCGGAUGGUGUGCCGCACUGAUCUGCAAGCCUAUGAUGACUUCCGAGAGCUUCUCACCCUUUCACGGAGCUCUAAGCCGCCUAGUCGCGCUGGUAGUGGCUCAUAUGCAGGCUUGAAUGUGAUGAGCUUAGCUGGCUUUGGCUCUGGCUCAGCAUCUGCGAACAACUCACCUACGAAGGGCGUUGCGGGCUCUCCAAGUAGCUUGGCGUCUCAACUGGGCUCGCAUAUCCCUUUGAAAGACACUCGAUUCUACAAGCGGGUGCUCAUGGAAGAUAUCGAGCCUACUUUGCGACUUGACUUGGCCCCAGGAAUUUCAUGGCUUACUCGCCGGACUGUCAUCAGCGGCAUCUGCGAAGGAACUUUGGUGGUGGAGCCAAUGCCAAACACGACAAAGAAAUAUGAGUUCCCCUGCACCGUCUGUGGCGAGCGCAGACCAGGGCCUCAAAAUGAAAGAACCCACCGGUUCCGAACAUCGGAGAGUGAGACAGCCCAGCGAUACUCGUUGUGUGUUCAGUGCUUGGAACGAAUUCGUUCGUGCUGUGAGUUCACUGGGUAUCUGCGACUGAUUCUUGAUGGACAUCUAAAGGCUGGUGAUCAUGAGGAGGAGAAGGACAUCUGGGAAGAAACUGUUCGGCUCAGAGAGCGGAUGUUCUGGUCUCGGAUUGCGGGUGGGAUUGUUCCACUAGUCCGACGGGUUGCUGAGCCUGAAGCUGAGGCGGAAAGCACAGAAUCGAACUUGGACGUCUCGGAAAAGACUUACGAAACUGGUCUCCUUCACCCUACUGAUAAUACUCUCGUUGAAUCUAAGCCAUAUGAUAUGUCUGGUUCGUUUGAGUCUACCCGGAGCCAGAGAGAUUCCAGCAUUUUUGCUCCCUCUCUCCCUGAUUUUGACAUGGCAAAGCCCGGAACGCCUGAGCCUCAUAGCUUGCAGGCCAAGAACAUUGAUGACUCCACCUCUGAUGUGCCUCCGAGACGAGGCUCUGUUGAUUCCGACAUGAGCGUCUACGAAGAAGCCAAUGCAAUUGCAGAGACCGAAUUUACUGAGUCCGAGGAAGCUCGGACCCCAACAGUGCAUGAAGAACAAAGCACUGAAGUUACUGGCCAAAAUACCCAAUAA
Messenger RNA from Penicillium odoratum, 2064 nucleotides. Its product is annotated as guanine nucleotide exchange factor SEC2. Gene Ontology annotation, molecular function: guanyl-nucleotide exchange factor activity. Gene Ontology annotation, cellular component: cell tip; Golgi to plasma membrane transport vesicle. The record is from RefSeq and is a predicted model, not a curated record. The transcript has 3 exons. Gene Ontology annotation, biological process: exocytosis. Bases 1 to 2064 code for a protein of 687 amino acids. NCBI's taxonomy places the organism in Eukaryota, Fungi, Ascomycota, Eurotiomycetes, Eurotiales, Aspergillaceae.